Molecule: messenger RNA, 387 nt
Organism: Auxenochlorella protothecoides
Lineage: Eukaryota; Viridiplantae; Chlorophyta; Trebouxiophyceae; Chlorellales; Chlorellaceae
Exons: 4
Coding region: 1-387 (128 amino acids)
Source: RefSeq, a predicted model, not a curated record
AUGCAGGGUAUGGGCCUGGCCUCGGAUGGAGGGGCAGGAGCCAAGCCCUCCCCAGAGAUGGAGUAUCUGUCUGGGGUGGUGGCUCGGGGGGUUGCGGUGGCGGUGGAGGGCACGGUGGAGCACGCCAUGUCGGCUGCCGUGCACACCGCCAUAGAAGACCAGAACAUUCACUUUGACGUCAAGGUGCCUGGAGUGGAGGCCAACCUGGGCACGCUGGUGGCGGUGACCGGCGUCAUCCUCUUCUGGCGGGGGGUCUGGAACAUGUGGGACACGGUGGUUGGCCUCUCGCUCACCAGCGACCUGCUGUCCAUGGGCAUCGGCUUGGGCACCAUGCUCUGCAUCCGCUACUUCCGGGUGCCCCUGGCGCGGACGUUCCCGGAGAUGUGA